UGUGCAUAAAGAAUAAAUAAAAUAAUGUGGUUUUAAACGAAUCUAAUGCAUAUAUACAAUACAAUACCGCUAAAUCACGUUGUAGUGCAGCCCUAAAGAAUUUUUUAACCAGAAAAAAACGAAACAGGAAGUUGCGUACCACGUAUACUUGAUAUGUGACGUAAUACGCAAAUAAGUUGAUCAAGCUCCUACUGCUUAUUCGCAAGGUUGUUGUCUUCCUUUAGCCAUAAUUAUCUCUCGCUUCAGCAAUAUUAAUGUCAGCGGUACAAUUUCAUACAAACUCGUGGAGAUAGAGCAGAAUCUACAUUUUAUUGGACACAUAAGGACAUGCCCUCCGACUUUGUAACGUAACUACAAAGUAAACCGCGUGUGAACAACAAACCGAGUCGUCAGUAAACCAGCUAACAGCCGUUAGCUCCACAAAGCUGCACUCCUUGUGCUGGUCAUUCACACUUUCUCUUCCGUUUCGUUUUCGUCUGAAGUCGGCCUUUAGAUUCUGUCACCAAGUUCAGUCUGUUGUUUCGCCAGGAGAGGAUGAACUGGCUUUUCCCCCUUUCCAAAGGCUCCGGACCUCUCCCUCCUCUCAACAGCCUACAGCAACAAAGACAGCGGCAGAUCGAGUCACUGAAAGCGGCUCACCCCAGCCUUGCAGAGAUCCAGAAGGAUGUUGAGUACAGGAUACCAUUCACAGUCAACAACUCCACCAUUAGUGUUAACAUUCUGCUGCCUCCUCAGUUUCCUCAGGAGAAGCCGGUGGUCAGUGUCUACCCUCCUGUUGGUCACCAUUUAGUCGACAGCAAUAAUGGCACCAUGAUCACAAGCCCCCUCAUCAGUAAUUUUGGGAUGCACUCAGAUCUGGGUAAGGUCAUUCAGAGUCUGCUGGACGAGUUCUGGAAAAGUCCUCCUGCCUUGAUGUCUACUGGUGCCUCUGGCUUUCCAUACAGUAUGUACAAGCCAUCAGGCAUGGCUCCUUACCCCACUCAGGCUUUCCACUACGGUCCUCGCCAUGUGGGCCCAAGUCAGACACCGCCCCCGGCUCCUUCUCAAGCUCCAGCUCCCAUGUCUCACCCAGGGGUGGAUAGUGUCCACGGACCUCCUCGAGCUCCGGUCCCAUAUGGACUCAUUACUGACCUACCGUUGCCUGUACCUACUGGAGACUCACAGGCUGGACUGAAUGGACACAUGUACAAGAUGCCUGAGAUUCCUGAGUCUUUCCCUGAACUCUGUGACUUAAAUCUGACCCAGUUGUCAGAUAUGUCUGAAAACGAGGACGUCUUACUGGAGUUCUUUGUCAGUUUGCCACAACUCAAACAGGUCACCAAUGAUAAAGAAGAGCUGGUCACCAACAUAGUGGAUAUGGCUAAGAAAAACCUCCAGAUGGAGCCGCAGCUGGAAGGAAAAAGACAAGAAAUGCUUUACAAGUACGAGCAGCUGACUCAGAUGAAGUCAGCCUUUGAGACGAAGAUGCAAAGACAACAUGAGCUCAGUGAGAGCUGCAGUCUAAGCACUCUGCAGGCUCGGUUGAAGGUGGCAGCACAUCAGGCUGAGGAGGAGUCAGAGGAGACAGCUGAAAACUUCCUGGAGGGACGCACCGACAUAGACGAAUUCCUGACCAGCUUCAUGGAGAAGAGAACGCUUUGCCACAGCCGAAGGGCCAAAGAGGAGAAGUUGCAACAGUCCAUCAAUAGACAUGAACAGUUUCCCACCAGCCACUAGAACACAAGGUUUGGGGUGUUUUCUCAGCCAACUGCUGCCAACUAAAAGGUUGAAGACAGUGGAAUGGACAAAAAGCACACUGAGUCAACAAUGGGCACUUUGGAGAAAUGGGAAGACAGUGAUGGUCACGGUGGGCUGAAAAAAAGAAGCCCAUUGUGCUCAGAUCUGGGCUAAAAAGCUGUUUUAAGUUGGAUCGUGUGUGUGAACAAGAUGGACAAAGCUUUUGAGUCACGGCAGGAGACCAGAUGUGGGAGUGACACACACUUAGCUGUUCCAGCCACAUUACUGAGGAUUGAUCACAUUGUGGAUAAUUUCUAUUGCACAUGCUGUUUGUCCAGUUUUGACUCGACAGUGCUGACAAAGAGUUUCUUUUCUUUCAAGGAUUCAUUUCACGUUGAGUGCACUUGAUCAGAGUGGUAGGUAAUGUGAACACAUGGGAAGAAAGUACAAAAUGCGUAGGACAGUAUUCCCAAUCUUACAUUUUCCAUGCAGUGAGCAAGUAAAUGUCACUAUAGGAUGAUUGUUAAAAUGCUAACGUCGGUGUCUGUACUUCCCGUCUCUGAGAUCAUUGUCUAAUCCUUGUUUUGUUAUCCCAGAAAGGCCCCAGGCAGAAGAACAACUUAUGCACUGCUCCUUUAAUCUCCUGUUUACAUUGGAAAGGUUGUUCUAGACAUUUACAAGUCUUGAACAAGACGAGUCUUAGUAAUGGCAGUGUCUUAUCAAUAAGUCAAAAUGAUCUAUCUAAGGUAUUCUUCAUUUGGAAUUCAAAAAAAACAAAUUUGGGAUUUAACUAAAAACAAGGACAGGGCAGUAUUGUCAGGAGACUUCUAAUUUUGGCUGUUUAAAAUUCUGCAUACUGUCUGCAGAAUGUGGUUUAUACUUUAUCAAGUUGGUGAGUGGGAUUUAAGCAAUGUAAUGGACACAGUCUGAAUAUCAGUGUGUUUGCCUGAACAUGAAUAAUUUGUUUUUGAUACUUAAACGCAGUACUCUGAUAUCACUGUAACCAUUUAUGUACUCUCUCCAAGCUGACAUGGUUAAUGAUUUCAGAUCAAUGUAUUAGUACAGAAAA
Thunnus maccoyii (southern bluefin tuna) is the source of this 2785-nucleotide messenger RNA. It is a transcript of the gene vps37a, whose product is annotated as VPS37A subunit of ESCRT-I. NCBI's taxonomy places the organism in Eukaryota, Metazoa, Chordata, Actinopteri, Scombriformes, Scombridae. The record is from RefSeq and is a predicted model, not a curated record. Gene Ontology annotation, cellular component: ESCRT I complex. The transcript is spliced from 12 exons. Gene Ontology annotation, biological process: protein targeting to vacuole; protein targeting to membrane; ubiquitin-dependent protein catabolic process via the multivesicular body sorting pathway. The coding region runs from base 535 to 1716 and encodes 393 amino acids.